Molecule: messenger RNA, 567 nt
Organism: Stylonychia lemnae
Lineage: Eukaryota; Ciliophora; Spirotrichea; Sporadotrichida; Oxytrichidae
Source: the annotation of a GenBank genome assembly
AUGAUUAAGUUCUCAUUUGCAAUGCUAGCAUUUAUUUCCAUUAUUUCUGUGGCUAAAAUAGCAACUUCUCCAGUCCUAAAGAACUCACCUUUUAACAUAUUUGAAACUAAAGCAUCAAAUGCUAAGCGUGAUCCAAUUAUCGAUAUAACUUUUGGGGCUAUGGCAGGAUUAGGUUAUGGAGCAGAUGUAUUUCUAGAUGAUUGCUCUUAAGCUGGACUAGAGAUGGUUGCUAGCGCUUUUAUGGCUUAUAACUGGAUCUCAAAUGAUGUGUAUACUCUGCCUGAAAAGAUAAUUGGACCAAUUCCUGAUAUUACUUAAAUUGGUUUACAAACAGUAUAUAUGUUUAGAUGCAUUACUGGAAGGUCAAUAACUGAAGUUUCUAACUAUGUUGCCAUCAAUAAAGUUGUUCAGUCCAUUUUUGGAAUAUAUUAAGCCACUUUCUCAUUUAUUCCAAGUGAUUAGAGAUUCGAUUUAUUCAUAGGAACAUUUUCAGCUUUAAAGAUGCUAUUUGCUUCACUCGAUACAAUUAAAUAUUUCAAAAUUAAAGGAUGGGAUAUCAAUGGCUGA